GCCACAGGUGAAAGCAAUUACUUCACAGUGAUGAGAUACAACUACUGCGUCUGUCAAGCAGCAGCAGAGCUCUACACCCAGACUCCUGCUUUUUUAAGUUUGUUUUUUUGAAGUCAAGAGAACCGCAGACAUGUCAGACAGAUAUUUUGAAACUCUGAAGAACAGCCGUCAUGAAGAACAGCUCCCCAGCACUUCUCUGGCAGAUUCAAAAGAAGAUCCUAAGGAACCACAGCACAACAUGGAGGCAGGUACCAGAGAUGAAGACAACAAUGGCCAGAAGAGGACGUUUGAUUCCACCACUCCCAAAGCAAAAACAGAAGCCAUGUUGAAAGGCAUGGCAGGGUAUCAACUGACACCAGAUGAGUUGGACUUUGUUAAAAAGAGGAAAGAAGUGAAAUUUUAUAAGAAGCUGCAGUUGCCAUCCGCCGAAAAGCUCACUGAGUUGUCACAGGUGGUUCUCAAAAAGACAACGCCAUCGACCAAGUUACCAGACCGAGAUACCAAGUCUCUCCUCGCCAUGGUAAUGAAGGAAAACAUCCGGGGAGCCAUUGACGAGAUGAACAUUGAACUGACUCGGAUGCAGAAGAUGAGCGCAAACAGCACGACGAAAGAGCAUAAAGAGAGAGGGCAGCUUGAAAAACACAUUGUCACUAAACAGCUGAAGAUACAGGCUUUUAUGAACCAGUUAUCUGAACUGAAGUCUGAACUUGCACAACAACUGGAGGCAUAUAGAGCUCUUCAGAUGCAGCUCAAGACCCAAGAAGAAAUCAGAGUGGAAGCAGAAGAUACGUCUGAGAGUCUGCAAUCAGCCAAAAGCCAAGAGAAACUUCAAGUAAAGAAAAAGAAAAAGGUUACAUUUGUGGAAAAUUUUCUAGACAGUAAAUCAACAAGGAAUAAACACACGGACAGUAAAACAGACAGUGAGGCCAGUGUGAAAGAUGAUGACGCAAAUAAGAACACAACUGAAACUCUGAAGACAUCAAGAACUAAGAUUUCUAAUCAGAAGUCUGAAGCUCCGACAGAGAAACUGACAAACUCCGUUAAAGCAGCCAGAGGGACAGUGAAGAAAGUCAAGGAGGAAGACUCUCAUUCACAGGAGCCUUUGCAAGCAGUGAAAGGGAUAAGGAAACCUCUUGGAACUGCACAGAUCACAGAUUCACAACUGAAAAAUCAAACUAAAGCGAAAACUGGGGAAGCUGGGUCCACGUCACAGCAGGCCACUGUCUCACGCAGCAGAAGGAAAGCUGCUGCGGCUCCGGGUGAUGCUAGAGAUGAGGCACAAAACAUCAGUCUGAGAAGAUCCACUAGGCUAGCGAGCAGGAAGUGAAGAUGGCUUUGCUGAAAUACACCAGGAAUGGCCGUAGGGAUGGCAGCGAUGGUCGGUCCACCACUUUGCUCCAGACUUAAAGCUCAACUGGUUUAGAGG
This is a messenger RNA of Toxotes jaculatrix (banded archerfish), 1426 nucleotides long. RefSeq lists its product as uncharacterized. The record is from RefSeq and is a predicted model, not a curated record. The coding region runs from base 131 to 1327 and encodes 398 amino acids. The transcript has 7 exons. Lineage: Eukaryota; Metazoa; Chordata; Actinopteri; Toxotidae.